This is a messenger RNA of Venustampulla echinocandica, 1593 nucleotides long. RefSeq lists its product as uncharacterized. The transcript has 2 exons. The coding region runs from base 1 to 1593 and encodes 530 amino acids. The record is from RefSeq and is a predicted model, not a curated record. NCBI's taxonomy places the organism in Eukaryota, Fungi, Ascomycota, Leotiomycetes, Helotiales, Pleuroascaceae.
AUGGGCUUGAUCAAUGUCCGAGAUCUGCUAGCUUUCCCUCAUGGCGAUAAUUCCAGCGACACUGUCAUCAGCGGCACCCACUUCAACCUCACGACAUUGAACCAUUGGAAUUAUACCUACUAUUCCAAUGGCACAUUCUCCAACGGCUCGUUGUGCUUCCUCCUCUUCGAACCAUACACACCCCACCUCCUCCAGAACGGCACGUUCCUCAACAGCACAUCAUGCUACUCCCCCGUCCGGCGGAUACGCGCUCGCGCCGAAGCUGGUCUCGCAUUCGCCUGCUUCUUUGCCUUGAGCAUCAUGUUCACAUUCAUAAACCUGCGAAAGCACGGGAGGCUAUUCCUUCCAUCGGAGAAGCGAUUUAGGUCGGCCGGGCGAAGGUUCCAGUGGUACUGGAUGCUUUUUGUGGCGGCCCUUGCAAUUAUAAGUGGCAUUACGGGCGUGGAUGUCGAUAGAUACUAUCUUCCAGAGCUUCCCAUGGUACUCACGAACUUCUUCUGGUUUCUAAUGUUGCCAAACACGCUGGCUAUAGUAUGGGAGAGUGUUCGACAUUGGGGAAGCUGGCAGGAGAGGCAGAUGGUGGAUCCAAACCCAUUCAGCUUGAGGCAGGAUGAUAGACGCGCAAGCGUCGAAUUAUACCUGCCGUUACUUUUCUAUUUCUUCGCCUGGCUAAACUUCUUCAUGGUAGUACCUCGCUCUUGGACUGGAAUAGAACUGCAGCGGGACCCGGACCAAGCACGCCUAAGGGCCAAACCUGUUGCGACGGACGCACGAUUUAAGGUCGCGGCGUUUCUCCUUUUCUUGGGAUGGUGUACAAUUGUGUUCUCACUCCACCACUCGAUCAAGCACUACAAGCCCCGGAAUCGGGGAGUAUUCAACCGUAUAGCUGGCCUCAUAAGAUAUACGCCAUACAAAUUUCUUUUCACGAUCCCGCUUUCCCUUGUUAUGAUUGGGUACGAAGCUGCAUGCGCCUUUGAUUUCUCCAUCUCUCCCCUCAACUAUCAUCCAAAUCUCGCAGUAGUUUAUCCGUUGGGCUGGGUACCUAUCGCCCUGAUAUUCAUAGUCUAUGAAGUAUCAGGGUAUCUCGAACCCAAUGAAGACCGGGAACUCCUGCGGCAGCGCCGUGCUCGUGGUUUGGAGGCGGACCAAGAAAUAGGCAUUACCAAGAAGCCACACUGGUGGUCCCGUCUUCAUGGGAAUAACCAGGAUGCCAACGUGCAUGAACGCAUUUCCCGGAAUGUCGCAGAGGUUGGCGGAGGGAGGGCAACGACGAGAAAUGUGGAGAGCAAUAUUGAGAUGGGCAAUAUGCCUGUGAGUCGGCCAACACACCAGAAAAAGCCAUCUGUAGAGGCCGAGGCGGUGCGUCUGGCUUCGAAUUUACUGUUCCCGAGACCAGAUUCCGCGAGCGGACCGGGACGGGUUGGGGAUACACCUGUGAAUGGGCCUGGUAAUCCUGGAGACAUAGGAAGUGACUCGGGUAUUGAACAGACAAGUCCAAACAGAGCGGGGCUCAACGACAGGAAUGGCAGCGACAGUAGUGGUGUCACUCUCACGGCCCAGCCUCAAACUGUCAAGUCGAUGUUAGAUAUCUAG